Messenger RNA from Rotaria sp. Silwood1, 1254 nucleotides. The record is from the annotation of a GenBank genome assembly. Lineage: Eukaryota; Metazoa; Rotifera; Eurotatoria; Philodinida; Philodinidae.
AUGGCAUUCAGUGAAGACACGGCGAAGAAUACAGUAUUGUUGGACGAUAUUGUUCUAUACGACUAUGAUCUCUCGGAAGAAGCUAAAAAUCAAUUUGGUUUUCAUAAAGACAUUUUGCAUGCAUAUAAUCUGGAUCGACUUCGUAUCAUUCAAAAUCACAAAUUAACACCUGUAGGUCGACAUCUUCUUUUACUUCUUCUCGACGGCAAUUAUAAAAAUUGUAAGAAAGUACUCAACUAUGCUGCUGCAAACAAGGAAGUUUUUCAGAAAAGUAUGCCAAAUAGGGGUCCCCUAAUCAUAUGUGGUCUUCCUCGAACGGGAUCAACACUGCUAUACAACUUACUGGCUUGUGAUCCGAACUCUCGAGCUCUACUUUUCAGAGAAGUAUAUCCUGAAUGUGUUCCGCCGAUCUCACGUACGAAUGCCGAAGAACAACAACGAAGAAUAGACGCACUACGAACAUUUACGUCUUAUCGUGAACAAUUACUCGGUCGACCACGUAAAUACGUUGAAGUUCAUCCAGUUCAUGACAUUGAGGAAGAUAUGCUCAUAUUGAUGCAAGGUGGUCUCAAUAUGUUAGUAAAAACAUUGAGUCCUAUUGAUCAAGUUGAGAUGGAUCAAUGGUUCUACGAUGAUACGAAUAAAGACUUCGCUUAUGACUAUCACAAGAUUUUUCUUCGCAUGUUGAAUUCUGUCGAUUCACCUCGAUCACAUUGGGUGUUGAAAGCUCCAAUGCAUUCUCUUUUCCUAGGCACAUUGACGCGUCAUUAUGCGAAUGCUUUAAUAAUAAUGACGCAUCGAAAUCUGGACGAAGCCCUACCAUCCAUUUGCAGUCUCACUUUGGCGUAUGGUAGUGAUUAUUACGAUGUUUCUGAUCCAGAGAAUCGAAGCACAUUGGAGACACAAGCUAUUCAAACUACAGAACAUUCAAUUGACUGUAUAGUAAAGUUUCGAACUAGUGAUCGUCGUGCACAAGAGCCUUCGUACAACAGGAUCUUUGAUGUUAACUAUGAAGAUUUGAUGAGGGAGCCGAUCGUCAUCGUGCGUGGAAUUUAUCAACAUUUUGGAUUGAACUGGUCUGAUGAAUUCGAAACGAACAUGCAGCAUUGGCUUCGUGAAAAUCCUCAAGGCAAGCAAGGUCGUCAUACAUACAAUCUUAGUCAAUUUAAUUUAACGCAUGAAGACAUUGCAGUACAAUAUGCUGACUACAUUAACAUGUUUCUUUCUUCACCAACUGAACCAGAACAGUGUUGA